Molecule: messenger RNA, 3534 nt
Organism: Haliaeetus leucocephalus (bald eagle)
Lineage: Eukaryota; Metazoa; Chordata; Aves; Accipitriformes; Accipitridae
Gene: KIF11
Product: kinesin family member 11
Exons: 23
Coding region: 118-3396 (1092 amino acids)
Biological process (GO): microtubule-based movement; mitotic spindle assembly
Cellular component (GO): spindle microtubule; nucleus
Molecular function (GO): plus-end-directed microtubule motor activity; microtubule binding; ATP binding
Source: RefSeq, a predicted model, not a curated record
GGCGGCGGCGGCUGAGGCGAGCGGCGGACGGUUGCUCUGGGCCCCAGGCGCCACGGAGCGAAGGCGGUCAGCGCUUCGCCUCUCUCCCCCCGGCAGGUUUCGCGCCGAGACUCCGCCAUGGCUUCCCUCAGCUUCCAGGGCAGCGGUGGCGCUAAGAAGGAGGAGAAGGGCAAGAACAUCCAGGUGGUGGUGCGGUGCAGGCCUUUUAAUGCCUCGGAACGUAAAGCAAGCUCCUAUGCUGUUGUAGACUGUGAUCAAGCAAGAAAGGAAGUUAGUGUCCGCACUGGAGGAGUUGCAGAUAAGACAUCAAGAAAGACUUACACAUUUGAUAUGGUUUUUGGAGCUCAGGCAAAGCAGAUUGAUGUAUACCGGAGUGUUGUGUGUCCCAUUUUGGAUGAAGUUAUUAUGGGCUACAACUGUACAGUGUUUGCUUAUGGCCAAACUGGUACUGGUAAGACCUUCACAAUGGAAGGGGAGCGGUCGCCCAAUGAGGAAUAUACUUGGGAAGAGGAUCCACUAGCGGGUAUAAUACCCCGUACAUUGCAUCAAAUAUUUGAAAAACUCUCAGAGAAUGGUACUGAAUUUUCAGUGAAAGUCUCUCUUUUGGAAAUCUAUAAUGAGGAGCUUUUUGAUCUUCUGAAUCCUACUCCUGAUGUUGGAGAAAAGCUGCAGAUGUUUGAUGACCCUCGAAACAAGAGGGGUGUAAUUAUUAAAGGUUUGGAAGAAAUAACUGUACACAACAAAAAUGAAGUCUACCAAAUCCUGGAAAGGGGUGCAGCAAAAAGAACGACUGCAGCUACUUACAUGAAUGCAUAUUCCAGGUCAACACAAGACCCUCUUUUUCAAACCCCAGCUUCUGAAACCUUGCAAACUGGAUUGUGGAAGUUGGGGAUAAGCCGUUCUCACUCUGUGUUUUCGAUCACCAUCCAUAUGAAAGAAACAACAGUAGAUGGAGAAGAACUUGUUAAAAUUGGGAAGCUAAACUUGGUUGAUCUUGCAGGAAGUGAAAACAUUGGUCGAUCUGGGGCAGUUGACAGAAGAGCUCGUGAAGCUGGAAAUAUCAACCAGUCUCUCCUGACACUAGGAAGAGUUAUUACUGCUCUAGUAGAAAGAGCCCCACAUAUUCCAUACAGGGAAUCUAAACUCACAAGAAUCCUUCAAGACUCUCUUGGAGGACGAACAAAAACAUCAAUAAUUGCCACAGUUUCUCCUGCAUCUAUGAAUCUUGAAGAAACACUGAGUACACUGGAAUAUGCCCACAGAGCAAAGAACAUAAUGAACAAGCCUGAAGUUAAUCAGAAGCUAACAAAAAAAGCUCUUAUUAAGGAAUAUACUGAAGAGAUUGAGCGUCUGAAGCGAGACCUUGCUGCUGCACGAGAAAAAAAUGGAGUCUAUAUUUCCCUUGAAAAUUAUGAAGCCCUUAGUGGAAAGCUGACAGUUCAGGAAGAACAAAUUGCAGAGUAUAUUGACAAAAUCAGCAUCAUGGAGGAAGAAGUGAAAAGAGUCACUGAACUAUUCACAGUUAGUAAAAAUGAACUUGAACAGUGUAAAACAGACCUGCAAGUCAAGGAGAAAGAACUGGAAGAAACACAAAAAGAUCUGCAAGAAACCAAGGUUCAUCUGGCUGAAGAAGAAUAUGUGGUUUCAGUUUUGGAAGACACUGAACAAAAACUUCAUGGCACAGCUAGCAAGUUGCUUAGUACAGUUGAAGAAACUACAAAAGAUGUAUCUGGUCUCCAUGCAAAACUGGACCGUAAGAAGGCUGUUGAUCAACACAAUGCUGUCGUCCAAAAUACAUUUGCAGGACAAAUGAAUGCUUUGUUCAACAAAAUACAAGAUUCAGUUAGUGAAAACAGUUUGAAGCAGCAACAGAUGUUGACAUCUUACACAAAUUUUAUAGGUGACCUCCUGUCUACCAGUUCUUCAGCAGCUAAUAUUCUUGCAUCAGUUGUAUCAGCAUCUUUUGCAUCUGUUAAAGAAUUGGUGUCUACUGAAGUUUCUCACAUGUCUGAGAAAAUAACACAACAUGAGAAUCUGUCACUCAAUUGUAAAGCUGAGCUGCUGAGAUUAAUUGAGGAACAUAAAUCUGGAUUAGGAAGAGCAUUAAAUAGCUUGACACCAAUGGUAGAAUUUGUCUUGGGGCUAAACUGUCGGUUUCAGAGUUACAUGAAGAAAUACUCUGCUGUGGCGGACAAGAUGGAGGGUCAUAAAAAGGAAAUGGAUACCUUCUUUGGAGAUCUUUCUCUCACCCUGAAAACAUUACGGGAAGAAACAGCCAGUGUUUUUGCUCAGCUUCAGAAUGAUUGUGAGAAUUUAAAAGAGGAAGUGGAAAUGACGAGGUUGGCACAUACAAAGAGCACAGCUGAAUUAAUUUUGUCACUGCAAAGCCAGCUUGACCUGUUUGCUCAGGAGACUCAGAAGAACUUAACUAAUGUACUCAUAAAAAAUGGAAGCUUGAAGACUGCCAUUACUGCUGUGCAAGAAAAUGUUCACCUGAAAACUACAGACUUAGUCAGCAGUACAAAUUCCAAUCACAGCAAAUUUAUUGCAUCUCUGGAUGAUUUCUCUCAAGAGCUCAGGAUCAUAAAUGCUGAAAACAAGAUGAUGCUGGAAGAAUCCACUGAUCACUGUCAACAACUUCUUAGCAAUCUCAAAAAUGUGUCUCAGGAUACUGAUAAAUGGGCUGAAUUUACAACUGCUCAGAUAGUUGACUUUACCAAUCAGCAGCUACUGUCCUUCAGUUAUGAGAAACAGCAACUUCAGUGUUUACAAAAGAAAAAUGAAGAAAACUGUGAUAAAGCGAUAGCUGAAAUUGCUGACCAUACUGGUAGACAAAAAGCUGCUGAGGAGAAGGUACUAAAUGGCCUUCUUGAUCAGGUAAAGGUUGAUCAGGAGAUACUUCUGGAGCAGAAGUUGGCACUUAAUGAGGAAGCACAGCAUGGACUGACUCAGGUUAAUGGUUUCCUGCAAGAGGAUCUUAAAGUGGAUAUUCCAACAGGGACAACUCCACAGAGAAGAGACUACUUCUAUCCAGUCACACUUGUGAGAACAGAACCCCGGGAACUUCUACUGGAGCAAUUAAGAGAAAAGCAACUAAAGCUUGAUGCUAUGCUAAACAGUGUGACAAAGGAGGUGGAGGAUAAUGCAGAUCAGGACCUGUUGGAAGAGGAGGAAGAGUUGCAAGAAUCCAGUGAAAGCCUUGCUAGUGACAAAUCCUUUGUGGAUACAAACAUAUGGUGCCACGCAAAUGGGGGCAUUCCCUUUUUCCAGCACAAAAGGAGUCACAAAAAGGAUAAAGAGAACAAAUCUGCAGCUACAGUGGAGAAGAACAAAAUAGAGGAUAUGACAGAACAGUUUCUUCCCAAAUCUAAGCCUCCUUUAAGAGCACUGAACUAAGAUACAUCCACUGCAGAUUCCUGUUUUGAAAUACUUGGGUCUGUCUACUGAGCCAUAACUUUCUUCAGUUAGUCUCGGUCUCUGUACAUAGUGAUACGUUGAUGCAAAGUUGGAUCAAAAGAUUGGCCUGCCAGCUGU